AUGUUUCUGACGCGGUCAGAGUACGACCGUGGUGUCAACACGUUUUCCCCAGAGGGGCGUCUCUUCCAGGUAGAGUAUGCACUGGAAGCGAUCAAGCUUGGGUCCACCACUGUAGGCAUCUGCACGAAAGAAGGCGUCGUGCUCGGCGUGGAGAAGCGCGUUCAGUCUUCCCUGCUUGAGAGCAAUUCCAUUGAGAAAAUUAUGGAGAUUGACACGCAUGUUGGCGCGGCGAUGAGUGGCCUUACAGCCGACGCACGGACAAUGAUCGACCAUGCGCGCGUCACCAGCCAGAACCAUAGCUUUGUGUACGAUGAGGAGAUCAAGAUUGAGAGCGCCGCACAGUGCGUUUGCGAUCUUGCGCUUCGCUUUGGCGAGAAUCUGGAGGAGGACGACGCCAUGAUGAGCCGCCCUUUUGGCGUCGCACUUUUGAUCGUCGGCAUUGACGAAAAUGGCCCACAAUUGUACCACGCUGACCCAUCUGGAACCUAUGUACGCUACGAAGCCAAGGCCAUUGGCAGCGGUUCCGAGGGCGCCCAAGGCGAGCUCCAGGAAAAGUACAGCAAAGACCUUUCUCUGCACGACGCAUCGCUACUCACACUCCGCGUGCUUAAGCAGGUCAUGGAAGAGAAACUCGACGAGCACAAUGUACAGCUUGCCGUUGUCACGCCACGCACCGCAAAAGAUGGCCGCCCCUCGGGCAAGUUCGAGAUCCUCGACGAAGCGCGGCUCAAGCCGCUCGUCGACGCCAUGUAG
This is a messenger RNA of Malassezia vespertilionis, 753 nucleotides long. It is a transcript of the gene PUP2, whose product is annotated as proteasome endopeptidase complex. Lineage: Eukaryota; Fungi; Basidiomycota; Malasseziomycetes; Malasseziales; Malasseziaceae. The coding region runs from base 1 to 753 and encodes 250 amino acids. The record is from RefSeq and is a predicted model, not a curated record. The transcript has 3 exons. Gene Ontology annotation, cellular component: proteasome core complex; proteasome core complex, alpha-subunit complex; nucleus. Gene Ontology annotation, biological process: proteasome-mediated ubiquitin-dependent protein catabolic process.